UCUGGGAAACCCUAAAAAACCUACUCCUAUUAAUAUCCUCCUCCAUCUUCCAUCACUGAACAUUACCGAUCAAGAAAAAAAGAUGACAGAAUUCGAAGUAGGCGCAGUUCCAUUCAACGCCGGCGGUUGGGGACCACCGGAAACACCAUCGCAACUCCUCCCAAAUCAUCCACCAAACGUUCCUUUUCUUCCUUUCAAUCGUUCUGAAAAACUAGGUCGAAUUGCAGAUUGGACUAAAAACUACAACAACAACAAAAACCGUAACAGCGGUCAGGGUUCCGUCUUCGAUUCUAUACCUUUUGAUGACGAUGAUGCUGCUGCAAAUCCGUUCCACGAAGUUAUUGGAAAAGCACCAGCAAGACCUAAGUUUGUUCCGAGAUGGAGAUUUCAACACCAACGUCAACUUCCACAGCGUCGUGACGAAGAAGUUGAAGCUAAGAAACACGAACAAGAGAAAGAGCGAGCUAGACGUGAUCGUCAUUACAAUCGAUCUGGUAACAAAAAUAAUCAUAAUUCUCGUCGUGAAUCUGUAGUUUUUAAAUCAUCUGUAGAUAUUCAACCUGAAUGGAACAUGUUAGAUCAAAUCCCGUUUUCGAGUUUCUCUAAAUUAUCGUUUUCGGUACAAGAUCCUGAGGAUUUAUUAAUCUGUGGUGCUUUAGAAUCCUAUGAUCGUAGUUAUGAUAGGAUUAACCCUAAGAAUGAAAAACGUUUGGAGAGGUUUAAGAAUAGGAAUUUCUUUAAGGUUACUACUACUGAUGAUCCUGUUAUUCGUCGACUCGCGAAUGAAGAUAAAGCGACUGUGUUCGCUACUGAUUCGAUUAUGUCUACAUUGAUGUGUGCACCAAGAUCUGUUUACUCUUGGGAUAUCGUGGUUCAGCGUGUUGGGAAUAAGCUGUUUUUUGAUAAGAGAGAUGGUUCUCAGCUUGAUUUGUUAUCGGUUAAUGAGACUUGUCAGGAAGUAGCAUUGCCUGAAGCUAAAGAGGAUAUUAAUUCGGCUUAUUCGUUGAGUGUUGAAGCUGCUUACAUUAAUCAGAACUUUUCGCAGCAGGUUUUGGUUAGGAAUGGUAGUAAGGUUGAAUUUGACGAGCCAAAUCCAUUUGCUGGUGAAGGUGAAGAAGUUGCAUCUGCAGCGUAUCGUUAUAGAAGGUGGAAGCUUGAUGAUAAUAUGUUUCUUAUAGCUAGGUGCGAAGUUCAGAGUGCUUCGGAAGCUAAUGGACAACAAUCGUUUAUGACCUUGAAUGCUCUUAACGAAUUUGAUCCGAAGUAUUCAGGUAUUGACUGGAGGAAGAAGUUGGAAACUCAGAGAGGAGCAGUUUUGGCUACUGAACUGAAGAAUAAUGCUAACAAAUUGGCUAAGUGGACUGCUCAAGCACUACUGGCAAGUGCUGAUAUGAUGAAAUUGGGGUAUGUUUCUAGAGUUCACCCCAGGGAUCAUUUCAAUCACUCAAUUUUAUCCGUGGUUGGAUACAAACCUAAGGAAUUUGCUACACAGAUUAACCUCAACACUAACAAUAUGUGGGGAAUUGUCAAGUCAAUUGUUGAUUUGUGCAUGAAAUUGAAGGAGGGGAAGUAUGUGCUUGUUAAGGAUCCGUCAAAACCGCAGGUGAGGAUUUAUGAGGUUCCAGCUGAUGCCUUUGAGAAUGAUUAUGUGGAGGAGCCACUGCCUGAGGACGAACAAGUACAACCUCCCACAGAGGAAGAGGCUCUAGCUGUUGCAAAUGAUGUGGAAGAUAUAGUUGAAGAAGCUGUGGUGUGAAGUGGCACUUCAAAUGGCAGCACACCUAUUAAGAUAACUGAGGUUACAAAUUUACUCGUCAGCAUUGCAGAAUGUAGCUUCCUACUCUGCUAUAUCUUUUCGGCGUAAAUAUUUUGAAUCCAUGAGCGCGCGGUCACAUGCUAUUCUUAUUUUUUUUGACUCUGAAACAAGAGAGAUGGUAAAUUUAGACAUCGUUUUGAUGGUAGUUAAAUUUUCAACAUUACAUUCUGUCUUCAAUUUUAAUUUUGAUUCUUAAUCAGAGAAUGAUAGUGAAACUUAAGAUUUCUGGA
Molecule: messenger RNA, 2046 nt
Organism: Papaver somniferum (opium poppy)
Lineage: Eukaryota; Viridiplantae; Streptophyta; Magnoliopsida; Ranunculales; Papaveraceae
Product: eukaryotic translation initiation factor 3 subunit D-like
Exons: 1
Coding region: 83-1756 (557 amino acids)
Biological process (GO): translational initiation
Cellular component (GO): cytoplasm; eukaryotic translation initiation factor 3 complex
Molecular function (GO): translation initiation factor activity
Source: RefSeq, a predicted model, not a curated record